AUGAACAACACUUUCUUGAACAUGGCGUCGAUAGUGGACUUCGAUCCUCUCAACGCGUCGAUACCAGCCACCAAAGUUGAGAUCACGGUGUCCUGCAGAAACCUUCUGGACAGAGAUACCUUCUCCAAAUCGGACCCGAUUUGUGUCCUCUACACACAAGGCAUGGGAAACAAAGAAUGGAGAGAGUUUGGGAGAACCGAGGUGAUCGACAACACGCUCAAUCCGGAUUUUGUGCGGAAAUUUAUUUUGGAUUAUUUCUUCGAAGAGCGGCAGAACCUUCGCUUUGACUUGUACGACGUCGACUCCAAGAGUGCCAACUUGUCCAAACACGACUUUCUGGGCCAGGCCCACUGUACACUGGGCGAGGUGGUCGGCUCUUUGGGCAGCCGAUUAGAAAAACCUCUUGGAGGCAUUUCCGGCAAGAAAUGUGGUGUGAUUAUCGUGAAAGCGGAGGAGCUGAAUAACUGUAGGGAGUCGGUUAUGAUGCAGUUUUGCGGGAAUAAGUUAGACAAGAAAGAUUUUUUCGGCAAGUCGGACCCCUUCCUGGUGUUCUACAGGAGCAACGAGGACGGCACGUUUACCAUCUGCCACAAAACAGAAGUGGUGAAGAACACGCUGAACCCAGUGUGGCAGGCUUUUAAAAUCCCCGUCCGGGCGCUUUGCAAUGGGGAUUAUGACAGAACAAUCAAGGUCGAGGUGUACGACUGGGACCGAGACGGAGGUCACGACUUUAUUGGAGAGUUCAGCACCAGUUACAGAGAAUUAUCACGAGGGCAGAGUCAGUUCAAUGUUUACGAGGUGGUAAAUCAAAAGAAGAAAGAGAAAAAGAAAAAAUAUUUGAAUUCAGGGACGGUAACGCUGCUAUCCUUCCUUGUGGACAUUGAAGUCACCUUCCUGGACUACAUUAAGGGAGGGACGCAGAUUAACUUCACAGUGGCUAUUGACUUCACAGCUUCAAAUGGUAACCCCGCCCAGCCCACUUCGCUCCACUACAUGAGCCCCUAUCAGCUGAACACCUACGCCAUGGCCCUUAAGGCGGUCGGGGAGAUCAUUCAGGACUACGACAGCGACAAGAUGUUCCCCGCGCUCGGCUUCGGCGCCAAGCUGCCGCCCGAUGGGCGGAUCUCUCACGAGUUUGCUUUGAAUGGGAACCCUCAGAAUCCUUACUGCACAGGAAUAGAUGGUGUCAUGGAAGCCUACUACCAGAGCCUGAAAUCAGUCCAACUGUAUGGACCCACCAACUUCUCCCCCGUGGUUAACCAUGUCGCCAGGUAUGCGGCAUCAGUGAAGGAUGGGUCGCAGUACUUUGUUCUCCUCAUCAUCACGGACGGCGUCAUCUCAGACAUGGCCCAGACCAAGGAGUCUAUUGUCAACGCUUCCUGUCUGCCCAUGUCAAUCAUCAUCGUGGGGGUUGGACCUGCCGAGUUUGAUGCUAUGGUUGAAUUAGAUGGUGAUGAGGUCCGCAUUUCAUCCAGAGGAAGAUCCGCAGAAAGGGAUAUUGUUCAGUUCGUCCCCUUCCGAGACUACAUCGACCGGAAGGGGAAUCACAUCCUGAGCAUGGCUCGUCUCGCCAAAGACGUCUUGGCCGAGAUCCCGGACCAGUUCCUCUCCUACAUGAGGACCCGCGGGAUCAAACCGGGCCCCGCGCCGCCUCCCUAUACACCUCCGGGACAGCCCCUCCAAACGCAGAUAUGA
Messenger RNA from Nerophis lumbriciformis (worm pipefish), 1695 nucleotides. Lineage: Eukaryota; Metazoa; Chordata; Actinopteri; Syngnathiformes; Syngnathidae. The record is from RefSeq and is a predicted model, not a curated record.